GGCGCCAAUAUUCGCCAUAACAUGAGCAAGAACUACCGGAACAUCGAGCGGAGAAUCCUUCGCCUCCUUUCCGGCCACAAAUCCCCAACCCAUCUCACUCAAAUCCACGCCCACUUCCUCCGUCAUGACCUUCACCAAUCCAACCAAAUCCUCGCCCAUUUCAUCUCCAUUUGCGGAGGUUUCAACGAAAUUGCCUAUGCCAAUCGCGUCUUUUCCCAAUCCCAAAAUCCCAACAUUUUCCUUUUCAAUUCCAUGAUUAAAGCCCAUUCCCUUUCCGGCCCCUUCGAACAAUCCCUUCUCCUGUUUUCCUCCCUGAAGAAUCGCAGGAUUGUUCCUGACGAGUACACUUUCGCGCCGCUGCUUAAAUCGUGUUCGAAUCUUUAUGAUUAUCGGCUUGGUAAGUGUGUUAUUGGUGAAGUUUUGCGUCGUGGGUUUGAGUGUUUUGGGUCUAUUCGUAUUGGGGUAGUUGAGUUGUAUGUUUGUUGUGAGAGGAUGGAUGAUGCACAGAAGGUGUUCGAUGAAAUGCCUCAUACGGAUGUGGUUGUUUGGAACUUGAUGAUUCGUGGGUUUUGCAAGAUGGGUAAUGUUGAUUUGGGGUUGUCUCUCUUUAGGCAAAUGAAUGAUCGUAGCCUUGUUUCUUGGAACACAACUAUUUCCUGUUUAGCUCAAAGUGGGCGUGAUGUUGAAGCUUUGGAACUCUUUCAACAAAUGGAAGAACAUGGUUUUGAACCAGAUGAGGUAACUGUGGUCACAAUGUUGCCUGUAUGCUCUCGUUUGGGAGCUAUUGAUGUUGGACAAAUGAUCCAUUCUUAUGCAACUUCCAAGGCAGAUUUAGUGAAUACAACAAUGGUAGGGAAUUCUCUUAUCGAUUUCUACUGUAAAUCUGGCAAUACAGAAAGAGCUUACAACAUUUUUCAGAAAAUGACUUGCAAAAGUGUUGUUUCAUGGAACACAAUGAUCUUAGGCUUUGCUUUGAAUGGGAAGGGAGAGCUUGCCAUUGACCUUUUCAUGGAGAUGGGACAAGGGGAUGCGAAGCCGAACGACGUGACACUCGUAGCCAUCUUGACUGCUUGUGUUCAUUCAGGAUUGUUAGAGAAGGGUCAAGAGGUGUUUUCUUCAAUGGCUGAGAAGUAUGAGAUUGAGCCAAAACUUGAACAUUUUGGUUGUAUGGUUGAUCUUUUGGGACGUGGUGGAUGCGUGGAGGAGGCUCAUAGCUUGAUUAGAAGUAUGCCAAUGCAACCAAAUGCCACUUUGUGGGGUGCAUUGCUUGGUGCUUGCAGAACUCAUGGUAACUUGAAACUUGCAGAAAUGGCAGUGAAUGAGCUCAUCAGUCUUGAACCAUCGAACUCUGGUAAUUAUGUGUUGCUAUCUAAUACAUUGGCUGAAGAAAGACGAUGGGAAGAUGUUGAGAAUGUCCGACGCUCCAUGAGAGGAAAAAACGUCAAGAAAGCACCGGGGCGGAGUGCAAGUGGGUAAUCUCGGGGUGAAAAAUUACAACCAUUCUUAGACCAUGUAGGGAAAGCCCCAAGUCUUCUAGAAUUAUCCCCAUAAGUCUUAUAUCACAAGAUGCGGGGUGUCGAUCCCCAUACUUCUUGCAUGCGAAGCGAGCACUCUACCAUUUGAGUACAUUCUCAUUAUUCUUGCAUCACAAGACCCUAUAUUUUCCAUCAUCAAUAACAGUG
Molecule: messenger RNA, 1682 nt
Organism: Cucurbita maxima (winter squash)
Lineage: Eukaryota; Viridiplantae; Streptophyta; Magnoliopsida; Cucurbitales; Cucurbitaceae
Product: pentatricopeptide repeat-containing protein At1g09190
Exons: 2
Coding region: 22-1476 (484 amino acids)
Biological process (GO): RNA modification
Molecular function (GO): protein binding; RNA binding
Source: RefSeq, a predicted model, not a curated record